Amoebophrya sp. A120 is the source of this 2654-nucleotide messenger RNA. Lineage: Eukaryota; Dinophyceae; Syndiniales; Amoebophryaceae. The record is from the annotation of a GenBank genome assembly.
AUGAUAAGUCUCGCACCUCCACCGAUGCGGCGAAAACAUAGACUGGAGGACGCGCUGGCGCUGUGCUGUGUGUGCGCGUGUUGGUCUUGGCGAGUCUCGACUGCCGUUGCUGCAUCAGGCCCAAGCAGGUGUAGCCCCCGCAGAUUUGUGCGGUAUGAGCCGUCGGAAUGGGAAGCGUGGUGGGAGGAAAACAUCCGCAGUCUCCAGCUGCAGGGGAGGUCGCAAGACCGCGAUGCCUCGUACCGUCCCAUUUGCGCCGCGUUAGAAAGUCAAGUCGAUUACCUCUUGACUUUUUUGCAUCAUAUCUGUCCGCUGGACAACAGCUUCUCGCAGUUUUCUGUGGUGGCAGGAAAGGAAGAAGAGAAGGGUCGUGGUCGAGCGAAAGAACGUAAACGCGCUUGCCGGCUGGAUGACGGACAGGGCCGUCCCCGCAUUAUCGAACUGGACUGGGAUGAGAAAACUGUACAGCCGCUUGGACCUGUUCGGCGCACUACAAGACGGAAUUCGCUGCAAGAGGAGCCUGGCAAAAAUCGAGUGGACAGAGCAGUGCGGUUCCAGCACGGUGGAAGCUAUGCGCUUGCAACGCGGACGGUGCCGCUGGCGCAAUUUUGGAGCGAAGGCGGCGCUGGUGACGGGAACUUUUUAGGGCAGGAGGAGGGACGAACAGAGGCGGACCUCUUACGUCAACCAGAGGACGAGAAUCAGGAUACGCAACAUCAUCGUCCGGGUCGGGCGAUAGGUCAGAACAGGGCAGGAAGGGACGAUCAUGGGGCUACCAAGUUUUCACGAACCGAGGCGGCAACGGCCAGAGAAAUAAGGGGAAAGACUAUGAGGCAAGUCUUCUCGCGCCUCGUUUUCCGGGACGAGUGCCGAAACGACGAGCAAUAUACGGAGUGGAUUGAGCCCCUCGUCGGCAUCCUGCGGCACCCCCUAGCGUGUGACCUGUCUUUCGACAACGGUAAAACGCUGCACGUGUGGAAAAGCAUGUGGCUCAUGGAUGCCAGCUACGUCCUCCCACUGCCAGCCAGUAGCGUCCGCAGGCUUCUGAUGUCACACCAGAUGGAGAGCAGGAGAAGUACAACUUCUUCUUCUCCAAUCGAUCCCCUCGUUUCUAGCGAAAGUUUACUGGUAGAGGAGCACCUCCCGCCGCGCAGACUGUUCCUGGAUGCCGGUGCCACUCGUUGGGGAACGAGCCCGGCUUUUUUCACGGACUGGCUCUUCAAGCUGAGCAACCUCACCUUCACGGAAUUUCACGGGUGGGAGCCUGCGACCACGGUCGAAAAAUUUCUGCAAACCGUGCCCGAGCUGCGCGGCGGAAGGAAAAUCACGAGAGAUCAGGAGAGCGAGUGCCUUUCUUGGCACAACGCGAGCAGCUGCACGAAUAAGGGAAGAACGAGAAGAGUAGUCCGAGGUCGUGGACCACUGGAAGACCUGACUGUCUUCCGCUUCGCGGCCGCCAAAGUUGGCAGUGGUCCCGACCACGAUCAGGAUGGGACAACGGAUCUGCUUGAGUACCUCGCAGAAGCUAGGGGCGGUUUAGUUUCCGCGAUCAGAACGGAAUCUCAAUACGCCCCCUCGAUUGCCCGGCGGGAAGAUGGUGGUAGGAGCGAAGGAGUCGAUGCAAAAAUUCCUGGGGGACCUGCACCAGCGGAUUGUCAGAGUGAUCAUGUGCAAGAGAACAGCCGAGGAAGUGGCGAAACCUGUUCCGACGCGGCUACAGCUCCCGCUGCUGAUUAUAGUCCGGCUGAUGUUGAAAAAAUAAAAAACCUGCUGGACUCUGUAUCAAAGUGAAAAAAGCCCCCAUUCCAUACCGAUUCAAAAGAGAUCUCUCCUGUUGCUGGAUUUGCGUACUUACACAAAUCAUCUUUGUGAUGUUGCAGGAGGGACGAAUCACGGGUAGAUUGAAAGCCUGAUUAGGAACGACUCCGUAUAACCGUUUCGCAUAAAGGAGGGGCAGCAUGGCUGUCAUGAAGGUCCAACAGGAUAAGAAAUCAGCUGCGCGAUGCGAUGGGCACCACCUCUAGCUGCGUUGCCUUCUCGCAAGACAGAGGCGAUAGUUUUUGGCCGCAAAAAAUAAGCAACACAGGAUGUUGGCCUCGUGAGUAGGGGGAGGGGGGAUUUUUUAUCGCAAUAGUACUCUGUUGACUACGUCCUUCUGAAGCUAGACAUCGACACGCCCGCGGUGGAGCAAGCAAUUAUUCAGAAACUGCUCAGCGUCCCUGGGAAUUUCUACGGCAUCACCGAGCUCGCCUGGGAGCACCACGUUCAAAACCCGUUGAUGCAACCAAGCGGGUGGGGUGACGGCGUGGACCACACGAAGGACAUUGCGGAUUCUUUACGCCAGUUUCAACAGUUGCGGCAUCGCGGUAUACGCGCCCACUCUUGGAUUUAACGAUUUGACUGAACUGGCAUCCGCACGGGAACUACGCCGUACUGCUGUGUUGUACUUAAGUACUUACAUACAGAAGUACGAUGAAGCAGGAGUUGCCAAGGGACCAAGAUCUUCCACUGGUAUUGGAGUCAUGUUUGAUGACCGGAAAAAGACUCUCGUCGGGCGCACGCGGCCUAAUGGAAACAGCACCUGUUGCCAGCAUCCGCCAAGCAAAGCUAUCAAAUACAUUUUCCCUGACAGAUAGUUCCUAGUAUAAAUGAAG